UGUAGCGAGGCAGUGCGCCACUUCCGCUCGAGUUUGACUGGAACUGUAGGAAGGCGGGAUUCUCACUGCUGCUGUCGGGUCCCAGGGGGCCGAGGUGAACAUCUGCCGCCGCUUCUCCUUUGAUUGAGGUGGUGGAGGGGCUCGCUGACGGUUGCUUUGGUUGCGGGAAAGGAGGACGGAAAGCGAAGGUCGCAGUUUCGGGUCGGCAGGAUGCGGGUGGCCGUGACCGGCUGCUGUCAUGGAGAGCUGGACAAAAUAUAUGAGACACUAGCGCUGGCGGAGCGGCGGGGUCGGGGACCUGCCGACCUUCUGCUGUGCUGCGGCGACUUCCAGGCGGUGCGGAACGAAGCUGACCUGCGCUGUAUGGCCGUGCCCCCCAAGUACCGCCACAUGCAGACUUUCUACAGGUAUUAUUCUGGAGAGAAGAAAGCUCCUGUUCUCACAAUCUUCAUUGGGGGAAAUCACGAAGCUUCUAAUCACUUGCAGGAGCUACCCUAUGGUGGCUGGGUGGCACCAAACAUAUAUUAUCUAGGCUAUGCUGGAGUAGUUAAAUUCCGCGGUGUAAGAAUUGCUGGAAUUUCUGGUAUCUUCAAAUCUCAUGACUACCGGAAAGGACAUUAUGAGUGCCCCCCUUAUGAUCAAAACUCAGUAAGAAGUGUAUAUCAUGUGAGAAAUAUUGAAGUCUUCAAAUUAAAACAGCUGAAGCAACCUAUUGAUAUAUUCCUGUCUCAUGACUGGCCAAGAAGUAUAUAUCAUUAUGGCAAUAAAAAGCAACUCCUUCAAACAAAAUCCUUCUUUCGACAAGAAGUAGAAAACAACACGUUAGGAAGCCCUGCUGCUUCAGAGCUUUUACAUCAUCUGCAACCUACUUACUGGUUCUCUGCACAUCUUCAUGUGAAGUUUGCAGCUUUCAUGAAACAUCAGGCCAAUGAUGGACAGGUACCAAAAGAAACCAAAUUUUUAGCCUUAGACAAAUGUCUGCCCCACAGAGACUUCCUACAGAUAAUAGAAGUAGACCAUGAUGCAAAUGCACCAGACUAUUUGGAAUAUGAUCUUGAAUGGCUCACUAUUCUAAAGGCUACUAAUAGUCUUGUAAAUGUGUCACGAAGCUUAUGGAAUAUGCCUGAAAAUAAUGGCCUCCAUGCAAAGUGGGAUUAUAGUGCAACAGAAGAAUCUAUGAAAGAGGUAUUGGAAGAAAUGAACCAUGACCUCAAAGUUCCAUAUAAUUUCAGUGUGACAGCUAUAUGUUAUGAUCCCAGCAAGCCCCAGAAACACAUGGAAUUAGUUCAUAGGAUCAGUCCUCAGACCACAGAAUUUUGUGCCCAGCUUGGCCUCACUGAUAUUAAUAAUCGAAUUCAACAAGUGAUAGAAGAAAGUUCAUUGCGUGGAGACUAUGAGGAGGACGUGGACAGUAAUGGAUCAGAAGAACCAAGUGAAUACAACACAGAUAAUUCUGUCUUAUCUUCUUCAAUUAACCCAGAUGAAAUAAUGCUUGAUGAGGAUGAUGAGGGUGAAGAUAGUAUUACAGGUAUACAUGGUGACAUUAGUACUCCCUCGGUGGAACCCUCACCCGAUCAUCACCCUCCUGAUUUUUCAACAAGCUUUUCUGACAUUAGGAUUUUACCAGAUUCCAUGGUAGUAUCUUCUGAUGGUACCAUGAAUUCUACAAAUGAACUGGAGAAAUCUAGUGAAAAUCAGGAUUCAGAAGAAGGGAGGAACUUAAAUGAGAAGUCCUUGAAAAGACUAAGUGAUGAAACUGGAAAUGGAAACCACUUACAAAAGAAAAUUAAGAGAAGGAAUCAAGCUAUCUAUUCUACAGAGGAUGACAAUAAUUUAGAAUGAAGAGGAAAGACUUUACAUGAACUUUGUGUUAUACAGAAUAAAUUGUUAUAUAUACAAGCAAUUUAAUUCCUUUUAUAGUCAGAUGACAUUUAAUUUGGAUAUUUGUACUUGGACCUAAACUAGCAUUUGUCAAUGGAAUCAACACAAGAAAUUUCAACAUUUGCUUCCGGGGAAAGUAAGGGGGGUUUUGUGUUUAACUUCUUAUAUAUUCUGGAUUAAAUACAUUUUUUCUGAAAGCAAAAAUAUAUCAAUAAUUUUUCAUUAUACUCAGUUUACUUUAAUAAACUUGAGUUAUGCCAAAAUAAGCUUUUUGGAGAAAUUGGAUAGUUUUUAGGGCAAUUUCAUGAAUCUUAGAACCAUAUACAUCAGACAUAUUAUUAAGGGUGUAGUAGAAAGAGCAUAGAAUUUGUAUUCAAUGCACCUGAGUCCUGAGUUUGAAUCUUUAAUACUCCUUGUUUGUGACUGUGAACAACUUGUAAUGUCUGAGCUUUGUUCCUUCAUUUGUAAAAUGAUUAUAUUUGUACUAUCUCAAGGUUAUUUUAGAGGAAAGCAUUUCUUAAAUCUUUUAUGUCUUCUGGCCAAGCGAAUGGGUCCCCCCAUCCUUGCCUGCUACUCAGGGUCAAGUGUUCAUUGUGUUGGGGGAACUGAAUGCUCAGAUACCACUGCUAAUGGAGCCUUAGCUCUGCUGUUUAAUGCUGGGCCAAGCAUUGUCCUUUUAUUCUUGGGUCAGUCAAUAAACAUUUAACACCUA
Molecule: messenger RNA, 2593 nt
Organism: Monodelphis domestica (gray short-tailed opossum)
Lineage: Eukaryota; Metazoa; Chordata; Mammalia; Didelphimorphia; Didelphidae
Gene: DBR1
Product: debranching RNA lariats 1
Biological process (GO): mRNA splicing, via spliceosome
Cellular component (GO): nucleus
Molecular function (GO): RNA lariat debranching enzyme activity
Source: RefSeq, a predicted model, not a curated record